AUGUCAGGAAAACCUGAGCGACCCAGUAAGCGCGUACGAAAACUCAGUACUGAUUCUGAGGGCGAUGGGGAAAUUGAUUGGACUGAUCGUCGUGGAAAAUCUGGUAAGGCUGAGCCAGCCACAAACAAGACCGAGUCAUCGCGAUCACGUCGCACGAAUCCAGAGCCCGCCUCGUCUGCCACAGUAUCACGUGGACCGGCACCACCACAAUCAACAAGCCCAGAGUCAAUGCGUUUGACCGUCAAGACAUCAUCAAGCAAAUUGAGAGAAGCUACAAGAUCGAGCCCUGUUACUGGUCCAUCGGUUAUGGUCAAUAGCAGAGAUCAAUUUGUGGGCGGCGAAAUUCUCGAAGGCAAGAGAAGCAGGAAGGUUAGGAAGACCUAUAUUUUGGAGUCAGAGAGUGAGGAAGAGGACGAGGAAAUGGAAGAUGCUGAAGAAGAUGAUGAUCCGGAUGCAGAGGGCGAAGACGACGACCUAGAUGCUGACGGAGAUAUUGAUAUGGAUGCGCAGCCUACUCCACCUACUAUCCAAGUUUCAAAGGCCCCAGCUGGAAAACCCAAGAUCACUGUGAAGGAACCACCCGCGAUCCCUACUGUCAAUGUUGAGCAAAGAGAGAUGGGACUUAGUGAUGAUGAUGACGAUGAACUCAGUGAACUCGACAGCGACUUGGGAGAGGAAAUAGAAGAGGAAGAAGCAAUGCAGAGUGGAAAUGAUGAAGAUGCAGAAGGCGAAGAUGAAGAGAUUGAAGUGGCUGUGGAAGAAGACGAGGAACUAGAUAGUGAUGAUGAGGCUCCUGCAAAUGAAAGUAGAGCUUCUACACCCGAUCUCAACAAAUUGACGAGGAGACAAAGAGCAAGAUUCGAUGAUGCAGCUAGUGGAUAUCUCAUGGCCCUCCCUGAUGAGGUUCAAGUUAAGAAGCAUCUCACAGCUGAAGAGCAUGCUAUGAGACGUGCUGAAAUGGCAAGAAGAAGAAAGAAUCUUAGUGAAAAGCGGAAUGAAGAGGAGAAGAUGGAAACUAUCAACAAACUUCUCAAGAAGCAAGCACCCAAGACCAAUGCUCGCCGAAGAGAUCUCAAUGGCCCAGUUGUUGAUGCAACUCCGGAAGGAGAACCCCAGAAGCCGCACCCGCUCUUUGUACGAUGGGUUAGCAACAAAGACGGGAAUAGGAUCGGUGUACCAGAAGAGUGGAUGGAAGGUCCUGUUGGUGCCUUGUUCCAAGGUGGGGUGAAGGCUGAUGGAAAUGGUUUGGGUGGUAAAUUGAUCCAGGAAGUCUCUUGA
Molecule: messenger RNA, 1278 nt
Organism: Sclerotinia borealis F-4128
Lineage: Eukaryota; Fungi; Ascomycota; Leotiomycetes; Helotiales; Sclerotiniaceae
Source: the annotation of a GenBank genome assembly